Molecule: messenger RNA, 1269 nt
Organism: Suillus clintonianus
Lineage: Eukaryota; Fungi; Basidiomycota; Agaricomycetes; Boletales; Suillaceae
Exons: 4
Coding region: 62-1042 (326 amino acids)
Source: RefSeq, a predicted model, not a curated record
CCUUAGGUAACUCAAGCCACUUCUUUUCGUUCCAUUACCCCGACCAUACUUAUUUUGAGAGAUGAGGCUGUUGGCAUACGCUGCCAGUUUUCUAUCCCUCACAGGGCUAGUCAAUGCUCAAUACUUUUCGGCUGGAUGGACACCAGGACAACCCGUCCCAAGCCAAACUCCCUCCCCAGCACACGCCUCACAUCCCCCAUCCACUCCUGCCACGCAAAGUCGGCCAGGGAAGAUAUCGUCGUUCCUGGACAGCCUUGUGACAGCAGGACCUGUGGGCGCUAUAUCCUCUCUCAUUGGUUUCAACAUUACUGGAACUCCAGCUGUGACUUCGGAUGAGCGCAUACCACUCAUCACGGAUGAGAACUACGCAGAAAUUAUCGUGAAUGAGACACUGACUUCGGAGGAGGAGAAAGAACGGGUUUGGUUCCUUAUAAUAACAGUCACCGCGGGUCAACCAGAAGGUGUCUCGAAGUUCGUCGAUAAUGUUUUCGAUGCCACGUAUAAUUAUACCCUGGAGAAAGGAGAGCUCCCUCAUGUGCGCUUUGGUCGGAUCGACUAUCUCAAUGUUACGACCAUCACCACUAAAUGGUCUGUCUGGUCCGCGCCUUACCUUGUUGUAUUGAAAGACCGAGGGCAGACCUUGCGGUUUUACAAGGCCGGUCAGAUAAGGUUGACCGACGAAAUUCUGCACCAAUUUCUCAAGGAGGAGGCGUGGAGCAUGAAGGAGCCAUGGAAAUCCAUCUAUGGCCCAGGCGGCGAACGCGAAUAUAUUUUAGAUUACCUGGCACAAUUGCUGUCCAUGCUCUACCAAACUCUUGUUCGUGUGCCGAAAUGGCUCAUGUACACGAUGAGUGGAGGUCUUGCGACCUUCCUCAUUAACUUUUUGCAUAAGCCUUCGCCUCCUCAGAGUGCUUCUAAGCCUGCAGUGAAGCCUGCACCCGAGCCUGUGUCUGCAUCCCCUGCCCCAGAACCCGUUGUUGCGUCGUCGAAUGCGACGAAUACGCCUCGGAAGGGGUCUACUAAAAGGAAGGGAAAGAAGUGAUCGGAAGCAAUAUACCCAUGCACUAUUGGAGAACUUAUGUAUUGUCAUAAUGUAUUUCCAUCUUGUAGGUUGUACAAUGAAAAAUCCUUAGCUGGCGCCUGACGCGCUAGUUGAUGCCCUUUAGAAAGUGCGGCUGUCUUCGCUUCCAUGACAGAGUUUCCCGAGCUCAUCGCAGUCCUCAUCUCGAACAGUGAUUGAACAUGUCUAGACAGCCUCCUGUGAGUUGU